AUGGACCUGAGCGCUGCCGCCGCGCUGUGUCUCUGGCUGCUGAGCGCUUGCCGUCCCCGCGACGGGCUAGAAGCUGCCGCGGUGCUCCGAGCGGCGGGGGCAGGACCAGCCUGGAGCCCCGGGGGCGGCGGCGGCGGCGGGCGGACCCUCGCCCCGGCUCCAGGCCCUUCAGCUCUCCAGGCCGCUGCGGUUCCGGGUCCCCGAGCUGUGCGCCGCGCUGCGGGUUCUGGCUUCAGGAACGGCUCGGUGGUGCCACACCACUUCAUGAUGUCGCUUUACAGGAGCCUGGCGGGGAGGGCUCCGGUCGCGGCAGCUUCAGGGCACGGGCGCGUGGACACAAUCACCGGCUUCACAGACCAAGCAACUCAAGACGAAACGGCGGCCGAGCCAGGCCAGAGCUUCCUGUUCGACGUAUCCAGCCUCUCCGAAGCAGAUGAGGUGGUGAAUGCGGAGCUGCGCGUUCUGCGCCGGAGGUCUCCGGAACCAGAUAGGGACAGUGCGACCCUCCUUCCGCGGCUGCUGCUGUCCACGUGCCCGGACGAGGCCGGCACAGCUCACCUGCUGCACUCCCGGGCCGCCGAGCCCCUGGGCGGUGCGCGCUGGGAAGCGUUCGACGUGACGGACGCGGUGCAGAGCCACCGCCGCUGGCCGCGCGCCUCCCGCAAGUUCUGCCUGGUGCUGCGCGCGGUGACGGGCUCGGAGAGCAGCCCGCUGGCCCUGAGACGACUGGGCUUCGGUUGGCCGGGCGGUGGCGACGGCGGCGGCACUGCUGCCGAGGAGCGCGCGCUGUUGGUGAUCUCCUCCCGUACGCAAAGAAAAGAGAGUCUGUUCCGGGAGAUCCGAGCCCAGGCCCGCGCUCUCCGGGCCGCUGCAGAGCCGCCACCGGAUCCAGGACCAGGCGCUGGGUCUCGCAAAGCCAACCUGGGCGGUCGCAGGCGGCGGCGGACUGCGCUGGCUGGGACUCGGGGAGCGCAGGGAAGCGGUGGUGGCGGCGGUGGCGGCGGCGGCGGUGGCGCAGGCAGGGGCCACGGGCGCAGAGGCCGGAGCCGCUGCAGUCGCAAGUCACUGCACGUGGACUUUAAGGAGCUGGGCUGGGACGACUGGAUCAUCGCGCCAUUAGACUACGAGGCAUACCACUGCGAGGGCGUUUGCGACUUUCCUCUGCGCUCGCACCUGGAGCCUACCAACCACGCCAUCAUUCAGACGCUGCUCAACUCCAUGGCGCCCGACGCUGCGCCAGCCUCUUGCUGCGUACCCGCACGACUCAGUCCCAUCAGCAUUCUCUACAUCGACGCCGCCAACAACGUGGUCUACAAGCAGUACGAAGACAUGGUGGUGGAGGCCUGCGGCUGCAGGUAGCAUGCGGUCUGGGGAGGGUCUGGCCGCCCAGGACCCUGGCUGAAGAGCACAUGUCAUCAGGCCCGAGGGACGGCGGACUAUGGCCUCUGCCAGCACAGAGGAGAGCACACAGUUAACACUCACAUUUACACACUCCUUCACUCACGCACAUGUUUACCGUGGACGGCAGGCGCUAAAAGCCUUGCUUAUUUGCUACCAUUGAUACAAACCUCUGUCCUUUUUGGGAGAGGGAAGGGCAUCUGUGUUUAUGUUGCAGUAAUUGGCACGAAAUCCUAGUAGAAACGGGUUAGCAUUGGAUUCUCCUUUUAGUUGGAGGCGGUGUGGCUGGAUUCCUGACAUUGGCUAUGGAGUGCACUGCAGGGCUGUGAUACCCAGAGUCUCUGGAUGUGGGCAUUGGGAAUCUUCAAAAGUAAGGAGCCGUGGGGCUUGGGAGGAAGCACCCGUUUCCUAAACAAGUCUGAUGCGGUACUGGCUCAGUUUUGAAAAGGAAGCUUUAUCCAAAAGAAUGUGUUGUGUUGCAAAAUGCCAACACAGACUUUUAAAACUUCAUUCCAAUUAGGAAUGAUCUGGAAAGUAGAAAGAAUAGUUUUCUCCGGAGGGUGUGUGUGAAAUGGAGGAGACAGGUGAGGAACAGGAUAGGAUCUGCCAGGUUUAGGAGUGUCUAGAAGGUGCCAAGAGGAUUUCCUAAGGGGUUGUCAGGGAUACAGUGUCCUGGGGCCACCAGCAUCAGCCCAGGAUUCAAACCCAUUUGCCAGAUAGGCACAGCCCCCUCCAAAAGGCAAUGAGUGUGGUAGCCUGUGUGUGCCUUUCACUGUGUUCGUUGCUAUUUUUUUGGCAGCAAGGCGGAGUGAAGCCACACCAACACCUUUGUCAGACCUAAACACACAGCCUGGACAUGCAGGGCUGGAGGAAGCAGGGUUCCGCUCCUACACUGUGGAAUGAGAAGGUGGCAAGCCUGUCUCCCAUCUCCAGAGUUUUUGUUCUGCAGAGCCCUUUGAUUUCUUGGUGCCAGUUCAUCCUUUGGGGCCUCCUGUCAGUGGCCAGGGAAACAGAAACAAGCUGGGCUGCACCUGUUGAGAGUCAGAGGACCACUUUGACAACAGUACCCUAGGUUUUCCACUUUGACAGUACCCUAGGCUUUCCACUUUGACAGUACCUGAGGUUUCCCACUUUGACAGUACCCUAGGUUUUCCACUUUGACAGUACCCGAGGUUUCCCACUUCAGGUUUUAGGGGAGGAGUCAACUCUGCACUUGUCCUGAAUGCCAAGGCCCAUGACGUUUACAGGUCUUUUAGUUUUUAGUGGAUACUCCCGAGAGAAGGAAGGAUGGACAUUUAGAUUCAGCUAAUUUAUUUAAGAGUCUCAUCUGAGUCCUUUUCAUUUUGUAAAAUUUCCUCCCAAGGGGAAAAUAAUCCAUGUAUAAUUUAUUCUUAAAAUGAAGACUUCUCUCCUUUUAGAAUGUGAACUUAUAUGACUGGGGAUCUCUGUAACCAGAAAAUGCAAUUAUUUUAUCAUUUUUUCUUUUAAAUCAUAAAGUGGCUACUCUUGAUAUAAUUUCAUCUUUGGGGGAGGUGUGCCUGGGCAGAAAUGUGCAUCCAGACUUCUUGAUUCUGCCAGGGAAACCUCCCUUUUCUGUUUUAGAUGAUGUAAUAGUGGCUGUUCUGAUG
Messenger RNA from Mus caroli (Ryukyu mouse), 3026 nucleotides. It is a transcript of the gene Gdf7, whose product is annotated as growth differentiation factor 7. Gene Ontology annotation, molecular function: growth factor activity; cytokine activity. NCBI's taxonomy places the organism in Eukaryota, Metazoa, Chordata, Mammalia, Rodentia, Muridae. The record is from RefSeq and is a predicted model, not a curated record. Gene Ontology annotation, biological process: BMP signaling pathway. Gene Ontology annotation, cellular component: extracellular region.